Messenger RNA from Pseudovirgaria hyperparasitica, 462 nucleotides. RefSeq lists its product as uncharacterized. The transcript has a single exon. Lineage: Eukaryota; Fungi; Ascomycota; Dothideomycetes; Acrospermales; Acrospermaceae. Bases 145 to 426 code for a protein of 93 amino acids. The record is from RefSeq and is a predicted model, not a curated record.
UAUGUAUGGCUGGACGUGAUGCUGUUGAUGGCGUUGAUGUGUGGGUGCGUGCCUGUGAUGGCAGGGGAAGGGGCAUGAUGUCUCGACGAGCGGAGACGAUGCACUAUGUGCUCGAGUGGAAUCUGAAAGACUGGAUGAGAGACUAUGGAAGAAGGCCUUUUGGUAAGUACGUCGUUGACACCCUGGGACAUCCUUUAUACGGCGACUACAGACUUCAAGCACAGCGGGCCAGUCUCUACCUCUACGUAUACUGUACCGCAGGACACACAACCAGACAAGGCAGAAAGCCCGUCGUCGCGUCAAGGACAGAUAGGGACAGACUACCACAGCCAAGUCGAUACUACUACCUCCACCACUACGACUACAACCACGAAGCGACAAGCCGGUAAACGGCCCUCCAAGAAGGAGAAAAGCCGAGGAGAAUAGGAAGGAAUACACGACACAGAAGGAAGGGGUAUUUAU